This is a messenger RNA of Impatiens glandulifera, 1392 nucleotides long. Its product is annotated as RNA-binding protein 42. The transcript has 7 exons. The record is from RefSeq and is a predicted model, not a curated record. NCBI's taxonomy places the organism in Eukaryota, Viridiplantae, Streptophyta, Magnoliopsida, Ericales, Balsaminaceae. Bases 279 to 1058 code for a protein of 259 amino acids. Gene Ontology annotation, molecular function: mRNA binding.
AGCCGGCUGCUUGUGUAAUUUCAUCUUUCUCUUUCGCGAGGGAUCCAUAUUCUUCGAUCCAAGCAAGCAAGCAAGCUUCCACAAGUCCAAAGUAUUUCUUCUCGAUUCAAAAGCCUAGCUGUUCGGAGCAGUUUCAUCUCUAAACAAUUUCAAAGGUAGGUUUAGUUUAUAGGUUUUGAUGAUUUCUCCCGUAUAAUAAAUAAUAAACGCACGAUUUCAUAACCCUAUUUUCCAACGCAACUUUAAAUAAUCGACCGUGAAAAUAUAUAUCUUUGGGGAUGUCGAAUGUAUCUUCGUCUUCCGCCCCUUCGAGCUCCUCUUCCUAUCCCGUAGUUUCGGCUCCUUCCGUCUCCUCCCAAUUCACUUAUGCAGGCGGAUCGUAUUUUCCUGUCCCUUUUCACCUUCAGCAACAACCUUACGUCGGUGCUUCUGCUGCUGCUGCUCCAACCUCUCUGCAAGUACCAGCGCCCCGGCUUCCUUCGGUCUACCCCGCUCCUGCUCCCGCUCCCGUCCCUGGUGUUUACGCCCUCCCGCAGUAUCAACAGGCACAGCAGUUGUUUCAAAGGGAUGCUCAGACAAUUACUCCUGAAGCUCUAGAGAGUGUGAAAGCUGCUCUUGCGAAUAGUGAAAUUGAACACAAAGCAGAAACAAAAAAGAAAGCAAUACCACGCAAAGCUGCUGGACAAAAUUGGGAGGACCCAACUCUCUCAGAAUGGCCUGAAAAUGAUUAUAGACUGUUUUGCGGUGAUCUUGGAAAUGAGGUGAAUGAUGAUGUUCUCUCUAAAGCAUUUUCUCGAUUUCCUUCGUUCAACAUGGCUCGGGUUGUCAGAGAUAAGCGAACUGGGAAAACUAAGGGCUAUGGUUUUGUUAGUUUUUCUAACCCUUCAGAUCUUGCUGGUGCUUUAAAGGAAAUGAAUGGCAAAUAUGUAGGAAAUCGACCAAUUAAACUUAGGAAGAGCAACUGGAAGGAGAGGACAGACAGUGAUGCUCUAGAGAGGCAAAAGCACCACACUUACAAGAAAGCUAAACCUGUAAAAAAGAGUGUGCUACAUCGUUGACCAAACAACAUACGGGAGAUGAUAGACAAGGUCAUGUUUUGCAGAUGUGAGAGUGAAGGCAUGAUGCUGUUUCAGAAUUUUUCAGUUGGGAUGGGGGUGGUGUGAAGAACACAUUUGUUAAGAAGGGUUUGUUCUCGAUUAAUGUAUAAGUUUGAACAUGAUGCAUCUAUCAUAUCCUCUCUUUUCUUUUCUUUUCUUUUGCUGUCUGGGACAUGCAAAAACACUGAAAGUUGUACUUAAAGAGAGAUAGAUUCGAUAUUCUAUUGGCAUUAUUUGUCUGUUAACAAAUUUGAGUUACUAAUACAUGAAUGAAUGGAAUGCUCACUUGAUCAAU